AUGUACAACACCCACUCAGACAUUUGGGUUGCCGGAGCUUUCGCCGCAGUGGUCGUUGAUUUCAUAGUCUACCCCUUCGACACACUAAAAACCAGAAUUCAAUCACCAAAUUACGAGCAAGUCUUCAAAGAUGUACGCAGCGGCGCUAUUAGACGCGAUGUUCUUUUCCGUGGUUUAUACCAAGGGGUAUGGAGCGUGGUAUUCUCCACAAUUCCAUCAUCAGGAGCAUUCUUCACAACCUACGAAGCAGUAAAAAGUACACUGCACAAUUCAUCAACCUCGACCAAAAAGACAACCCAGUUUCAUACGCAGUACUCAAACACGACUCUCAAACUACCCUUCACCCAUUCCCUCCCAACACCAAUAAUCCACGCCAUCGCUUCAUCAACCGCAGAGAUGGUCUCCUGUCUAAUCCUCACACCGGCAGAAGUCCUAAAACAAAACGCACAAAUGGUCCAGUCUUCGCAAAUGUCUAACCACUCGCACAAGCACAACCAAGCCCCAAAAAAUAGUACAAACGUGAAAGCCAUGCGUCAAGUACUCUCCCGCUUUAGGUCUCGACCCUGGCACCUUUGGAGCGGAUAUACCGCGCUAGUCGGCCGUAAUCUCCCAUUCACGGGCUUACAAUUUCCACUCUUCGAGUAUCUGCGUGCUAAUGCGAUUGACUGGCGACGGAAACGAAGGGCAAGAGCGAGAACGACUCGGAGACUCGACGGUGAUCAAGCAGCGGCGGAUGCGAGUAGUAGAUCUCCGGAUGGGAUGAGGGAGCAACUUAUUGAGCGGGCUGGGGUGACGGGUGCUUCGGCUUCGCUGGCUGGACUUGUUGCUUCGACGGUUACGACGCCAAUUGAUGUUAUCAAGACACGGGUCAUGUUGUCUGCCAGUGAGGAUGGUGGGGCUGGGUCUAAAGACAAGAAGGGCGCUGAAGGAAAGAGGGUUUCUGCAGGAAGUAAGAAAGGGACGAUUGCAGUUGGGAGGGAGAUCGUACAGAAAGAUGGCGUGAGAGGGUUGUUUAAAGGUGGUGCUAUUCGCGCUGGGUGGACAGCUGUUUCUAUGAGUUUGUAUUUGAGUCUUUAUGAGGGUGGGCGGUUCUAUUUGGAGAAUCGCAGGAAAGCGUUGGAGGGUGUUGAUUGA
Molecule: messenger RNA, 1134 nt
Organism: Penicillium waksmanii
Lineage: Eukaryota; Fungi; Ascomycota; Eurotiomycetes; Eurotiales; Aspergillaceae
Product: putative mitochondrial carrier protein
Exons: 3
Coding region: 1-1134 (377 amino acids)
Cellular component (GO): mitochondrial inner membrane
Molecular function (GO): S-adenosyl-L-methionine transmembrane transporter activity
Source: RefSeq, a predicted model, not a curated record